AUGCUCUCACGUGUUGCUGCAGUGAAGGCACCCCGCAAACACAACCGUCGCCACGUGACCGGAUCCAGCGGAAGGAGUAGGGAAGGAAGAGAGAGUGAGCGGCAGAGGCCCAACAUGUCCCGGCGUGUGUUUGCUUCCGCGGUGCUGCUCCUCCUCGUCGUGAUGAUGUGCUGCGGCAGUGGUGGAGCUGCAGCCAAUAAUAAGGGGGCUUCAACUCGGGGAACUUCAUCGGAGAAAUAUUUUGAUUGGAGAGAUAAAAAAGAAGGAGAAACAGUGAGUUUGCUCCGUGUCCCCAGUCUUGUUGAGAUGGAUGGCGAAGUGUUUGCCGUUGUCGAGGCGCAGUGCACUGAAGCCAGCAAGAGCGGUUUUACUGGGAUUGCCUCGGAGCUCUUGACGUUAACUGAUCAGGAAUCAAAAGAAUUGGGUACAGCCCAAUUGAAGACACAAGUACUGGAGGAAUGUCCUGCCCAAAAUAAGAAUUGUGCCCCCCAUUCAGAAGUUUCGGCUGGUUUUCAGAGUAAGACGAAAGUACAUAUGAGCCGACCAACAACAGUUGUGAAGGGAAGUGAUAUUCACAUGCUUGCUGGAACCUACAGUUUUGAAGUUACUGAAGGCGUUGAUCAGACAGCUGCAGCAGCUAAAUGGGGACUUUUGGUGGUGAGCGGCAACGUCAGUACUGAGGGCAGCGAUAAAAGAAUUUAUUGGAACGACGCUUACGUUAUCCCGUCGACUUAUUUUGAAAAGCAACACGAAUCCUUGACAGGGCUGAUUGGUGGCGGUGGAUCUGGUGUUAAGAUGAAGGACGGUACGCUUGUGUUGCCCGUGGAAGGCACGAAGAAUGGAAAGACCGUUUCGCUGAUCAUAUACACAGCCACUGAUGGUGGGAAUCUGUCGAAGGGGAUGUCUGCCGAUGGCUGCAGCGAUCCCUCCGUCGUGGAGUGGAAGGACAAACUCAUGAUGAUGACUGCGUGUGGUGAUGGCCGCCGCAGGGUGUACGAGUCCGGCGACAAGGGGAAUACGUGGACGGAGGCACUCAGGACACUCUCGCGCGUGUGGGGCAACAAACAAAAGGAAGGUAAGAGACGCGGGAGCGGUUUCAUCACAGCGACGAUUGAGAACAGGGACGUGAUGCUUGUCACUCUGCCGGUGUAUCCCAAAAAGGAGAAAAAUGGAAACAACAAUGGAAAGGGCGUACUCCAUCUUUGGCUGACGGACAAUACGCGCAUUGUUGAUAUUGGGCCGGUAUCCGGGGAAGCUGAAGACGUUGCCGCCAGCUCCCUGCUGUACAAAAGUGGUGCAAUUAAAACUGAUAAUGAGAAAAAGGAGGGGUUGAUUGCACUGUACGAGAAGAAGGGCGAUGCGGAAUCAUCACUCGGUAUGGUCUCUGUGCGUAUGACUGCGCAGCUGCAGCGGGUGAAGGAGGUGCUGGCGACCUGGAAGAAAGUGGACGAAACUGUCUCCGAGCUGUGCCCUUCUGAGGGUGCUGUGCAGGCUCCCUCAACUGACAAUGCCUGCAGCCCUACUGUUAAGAUCACGGAUGGGCUGGUUGGCUUUUUGUCCGGCAACUUCUCUGAUGACACAUGGAGGGACGAGUACCUCGGGGUGAACGCCACAGUAAAGAAGGGAGCGGAAGAAGGAGCGUCAGCGGGAGUAGCAGAGACUGCAGGGUCUUCAGAUGGAGUGAAGUUCCGGGGAGCGUGGGCGGAGUGGCCUGUUGGGAGGCAGGGGGAGAAUCAGCUGUACCACUUUGCGAACUACAACUUCACUCUUGUGGCGACGGUGUCCAUCCACAAUCUGCCGAAGGGAGAUAACCCCAUUCCAUUGAUGGGUGUGCGUCUGGACGGUGGGAAAAAACUUAUGGAGUUGUCGUACGACAGCCAAAGAAAGUGGCGGCUGUUGUGCAGUGACGGAACGACCAAGAGGCUUAAAAGCACUUGGGCGACAGAGACGCAGUACCAGGUGUCCAUUGUGCUACAGAACGGAAAACAAGGCUCCGCGUACGUCGAUGGUCAGCGUGUGUGUGGGAGUGCGCAACGUGGAUUGGAAGCAACAGAAUCGCAAGAGAUUUCCCACUUCUUCAUUGGAGGGGAUGGAGGCAGCGCAGGGGGCCAAGGAGACGUCUCUGUGACUGUGAGGAACGUCAUGCUGUACAACCGCCCGUUGACUUCUUCUGGCCCCGAUGCCGAAGUGGAAAAAGAUGUUGCGUCACCAGCAGAAGCUGUUUCUCGUGCCAAAACAGGGGACGAAAUAAAAACGGAGGGGAAGCCUGCCACCACACAGCAAGUGCCGACGGCCCCGGGGUCCCAUGCCGUUGGAGAAGCAGCGGGCAAUGUCGGCACUGUGCGUGGGAGCGGACUGCUGCCGCUGCUCCUUCUGUUGGGACUGUGGGUGUUUGCGGCUCUGUGA
Molecule: messenger RNA, 2406 nt
Organism: Trypanosoma cruzi
Lineage: Eukaryota; Euglenozoa; Kinetoplastea; Trypanosomatida; Trypanosomatidae
Product: trans-sialidase, putative
Exons: 1
Coding region: 1-2406 (801 amino acids)
Biological process (GO): oligosaccharide catabolic process; ganglioside catabolic process
Cellular component (GO): intracellular membrane-bounded organelle; cytoplasm; membrane
Molecular function (GO): exo-alpha-sialidase activity
Source: RefSeq, a predicted model, not a curated record